AUGUCCUCAGCUGGGUCUACUGGGGUAUCUCCUGAACGGACUGUCCCCAUCUUCGCUGCCAGUGUGCAGGCCGAAAACUCAAAUCCCUUGCCACUUGCCCCGGGCUCGAAGGAAGCUGGCAAGAGCAUCCCUGCAAAGAAGAACAUCGCCGCUCUAUCCACUUCGAAGUUGGCGAAUCAAGGCCUUCCAAAGAAGAUGAAACUCAGCUAUGAUAGCUCGACCACCGAUCAGGUGUACCCUGUGGAUAAAUUCCUUGCGAAGCUCUCCGAGCAGCAAUCUGCCCUGAAUCAGCAAAACGAUGCCAACAAGCUCAGGGACGAAACCAACCAGUAUGCGAGAGCAUUUGAUCAUGCAUCUUCGAGCAACUCUCUUCCCGUCACUCCUGUUACUGAUGCUUUCCCGAGCACAGCUCCUACCACGCGCCCUGCAAGUGCCACCUUGGAUGAAGCUCGUAGCGAGAGCGAAGAGGUAAUGCGUUUGAAGUUACAGCUCGCUCAGGCACAGAACGAAAUCUCGAAGCUUGAUCAAGAACUAGCCGAGACACGCGUUGUGAAGACUACAGCCGAUGUGCCCCCUUUCGGAACCCGCGGUCCAGUUUACCCCCCUCGCGAGAAUGCCUGGGGCCCUCCCGAUGACAGUCAUUCUGACACCAGUGACGCUAUGUCCGCUUCCACAUUCAAUCGUACCCGAGAGAUCUGGGGCAAUCAGCCAAUUUUUGCCAACACAGUCCAGACACCAGUCAUUGAACCAACCCCAGGAAAAUGGCUCGGAGGGCGUCUCUUCAGCCAACCGUGUUCUGAACCUACCGGAACGCCCUUUCCCGUGAUGGAAGGAUAUCGAAGUGAACGCCUGACCCCAGAUACGGAGAUGAUGCGAUCGAACUACGGGCGUCGAGGAAACCGCUUCGAGGGCCGUUUCAACUCACCUCAACCAUUCGGACCUGGCUGCAGAGGAGGAUUUAAUAGUCCCAUGAAUCAGUCCGACUACAUGGGAAGUCCUGCACCUGGAGCACCGUCGAAUGCUCCCCAAGGAUUGGGUCCUAUGGGUGUGUACCCACCAUAUCCCAACCCCGCUGGAACACCUCUCUCGCCUCACGCUUCCGAGUUCACCACUGGUUCUGGGUGGAAGAAUGAGGUGUUGGCCCCCGAUGACCAGACCUACCUCGCUCCGACAGAGCCGCUGAAUUAUCGCCGACUUUUGGAUCGCAAUGUGAACUGCAACUGGAAGUACAUUGUCGACAAAAUCGUCUGCAACAACGACCAACAAGCUUCCAUCUUUCUGCAGCAGAAGCUCAAGGUUGGAACCGCUGACCAGAAGUUCGAAAUUGUCGACGCGAUCGUCGCCCAGGCCUAUCCAUUGAUGAUCAACCGCUUUGGCAACUUUUUGGUGCAGCGAUGCUUUGAGCAUGGGACACCUGACCAAGUCAUCAACAUCGCGGAAGCCAUUCGGGGCAACACGCUGAAUCUCUCUAUGGAUCCCUUCGGAUGUCAUGUCGUUCAAAAGGCAUUUGACUCUGUUCCUGAAAACUUCAAGGCUAUCAUGGUCCACGAGCUUCUUCGUCGAAUCCCGGAGACGGUCAUUCACCGUUAUGCCUGCCACGUCUGGCAGAAGCUUUUUGAGCUGCGUUGGACAGAGUCACCCCCACAAAUCAUGAAAUUUGUCAAUGACGCUCUGAGGGGCAUGUGGCACGAGGUUGCCCUGGGAGAGACCGGUAGUCUUGUCGUGCAGAACAUUUUUGAAAACUGCCUCGAGGAGGAUAAGCGCCCUUGUAUCGAAGAAGUCCUUGCCAACAUUGACAUCGUCGCCCAUGGGCAAUUUGGCAACUGGUGUAUCCAGCAUAUUUGUGAACACGGUGCUCCCCCGGAUCGCAGUCGAGCUAUUGACCAUGUUAUUCGUUACGCCGCUGAGUACAGUACCGACCAGUUCGCUUCAAAGGUCGUCGAGAAGUGUCUCAAAAUUGGAGGUGCAGAAUUCCUUGGUCGUUACCUAGACCGAGUCUGUGAAGGUCGUCGUGACCGUACUCGCAUCCCACUGAUUGACAUUGCAAGUGACCAAUACGGCAACUAUCUCAUUCAGUGGAUUCUUAACAAUGCCUCUCCCCAGCAUCGCGAAAUCGUUGCUGCCCACAUCCGAAAGCACAUGGUUUCACUGCGAGGGUCCAAGUUCGGCUCCCGAGUUGGUAUGCUUUGUACCAACCACGCGGUCGCAACUCGUCCUGGUCCUGGUGCUGGCCCUGGGAUGGGCGGACGCAUGGGACCUGGGCCGCGCUACAACAAUGGUUACCGCUAA
Fusarium odoratissimum NRRL 54006 is the source of this 2289-nucleotide messenger RNA. RefSeq lists its product as uncharacterized. The record is from RefSeq and is a predicted model, not a curated record. Bases 1 to 2289 code for a protein of 762 amino acids. Gene Ontology annotation, biological process: post-transcriptional regulation of gene expression. NCBI's taxonomy places the organism in Eukaryota, Fungi, Ascomycota, Sordariomycetes, Hypocreales, Nectriaceae. The transcript is spliced from 5 exons. Gene Ontology annotation, cellular component: cytoplasm. Gene Ontology annotation, molecular function: mRNA 3'-UTR binding.